Pistacia vera is the source of this 1564-nucleotide messenger RNA. RefSeq names its product protein IQ-DOMAIN 14-like. The record is from RefSeq and is a predicted model, not a curated record. The coding region runs from base 239 to 1477 and encodes 412 amino acids. Lineage: Eukaryota; Viridiplantae; Streptophyta; Magnoliopsida; Sapindales; Anacardiaceae. The transcript is spliced from 5 exons. Gene Ontology annotation, molecular function: protein binding.
AGCUAAUGAUCAUGGAAGAUCAGUGAAGAAAAAGAUACGGAAACUGAAAGAUCUUCUCUUAACCCAACUGGGAAAGGAGAAAGCUCAGACUUCUAUUUUUUCUAUCUCUUUCCGUAGUCAAAGAGUUGAAAAACGUUUGAGUGGUUGGAAAGAGAGAGGAAGUUCGGUUUUUUUAUUUGAUUGAAAGGGAGGGAAGUGGAAGGCUUUUUUGGUUUGAAUUUGAGAAGUGGCAACAAAUAUGGGCAAAGCUACAAGGUGGCUAAAGGGCUUGCUGGGUAUGAAAAAGGAGAAAGAAAAAGACCAUUUAGAGAACUCAUUUUCAGAUUCAAAUUCAAGUUUCAGUGACAACAGGAAGGAGAAGAAAAGGUUCAGUUUUGGCAAGUCAUUGAAAGACAGAAGUGUGAAUUCUCAGAUUCGAGCCAACAUUGCAGCUAAUAUUCCAGCAAGAGACAUGGACUGGCUCAGGUCAUACAUUGCAGACUCAGAAAGUGACCAGAACAAGCAUGCAAUUGCUGUGGCUGCAGCCACCGCGGCCGCCGCAGAUGCAGCGGUGGCUGCGGCUCAGGCAGCCGUAGCGGUUGUGAGGCUGACUAGUAAUGGUAACAGGGCUCUUUCGGGUGGAGGGAAAGAGAAGUGGGCUGCUGUGAAAAUUCAGACCGUGUUUAGGGGCUAUUUGGCCCGGAAAGCCCUUAGAGCGUUGAAGGGAUUGGUGAAGAUACAGGCUCUUGUUCGAGGGUAUCUUGUCCGAAAACGGGCAACUGCAACACUUCACAGCAUGCAAGCCUUAAUCAGAGCUCAAACUGCAGUCAGGUCUCAGCGUGCUCGCCGCUCUUUCAAUAAAGAGAAUCGAUUUCAACCAGAGUUUCGACCACGAAAAUCCAUCGAGAGGUUUGAUGAAGCAAGAAGUGAAAUGCAUAGUAAAAGAAUAUCUGUAUGUCUUGAGAGUCCAAUUAAUGGAUUUGAUGAAAGUCCUAAAAUAGUCGAAAUCGACACAUUCAAGCCAAGAUCAAGGUCUCGUCGCUACAAUGCUGCAUUUUCCGAGUGUGGUGAUGAGCUAUAUUACCAAGCAAUGUCAUCACCUCUUCCAUGUCCAGUUCCAGCCCGAAUCUCAAUCCCCAAUUACCAAAAACAUCCAGAUUUUGAAUGGUGCUUCACCGGCGACGAAUGCAGGUUCUCUACCACCGCGCACAACACCCCUCGUUUCGCAAAUUCUGUUCGAUCUAGUGCUCCUCUAACUCCGUCCAAGAGCAUAUGCGGUGAUAUGUACACCAGGGGUUAUUCCAACUUCCCAAAUUAUAUGGCAAACACACAAUCGUUCAAUGCAAAACUGAGGUCCUACAGUGCCCCAAGGCAAAGACCUGAACCGGGGGUGAAGAAGAGCCUUUCGCUGAAUGAAAUUAUGGCUUCAAGAAACAGCAUAAGCAGUGUGAAAAUGCAGAGGCCCUCCUGUAUUCAAGUUCAAGAAGGUUUGAACUAGGAAGUGAUUGUAUUUGUGAGAAGAAGAGUUUGAUGAUAAAUUUGGCUAAGGUUUAAUUUUUCUAGUUUUUAUGUUAACCGCAAGCAA